Molecule: messenger RNA, 8156 nt
Organism: Xyrichtys novacula (pearly razorfish)
Lineage: Eukaryota; Metazoa; Chordata; Actinopteri; Labriformes; Labridae
Source: the annotation of a GenBank genome assembly
UACAAUUUGGGUUCAUUUGACUUUACAUUGACGUCAUCACGGGGCGCCCAUGAUGAGAAGGGCCUCCAGCUAGAAGGUAAUGCACGUGAAUGUGUGGUGUAGAAGUUUGAGAAAGUAUAAAUUGUCUGUCUUCUCAUGUCAAGUAAAUAAUAGCACAUUUGGGGCACGUAGCGUUUAUCGUACUCUAAAUCUUAUUUUUUGCUCUCACCGGGGCAGCUCCACGAUGGAGCAGGUAUCAGCUGUAACCGCUUCGACAGCAGAGGUAAACAGCCCGGAGUUCAUGGAGAAAAACACAGUGAAAAAUGUCUCAGAAACAGGCAAACGCAAAAGCGAUGAGACAGACGAACCCGAGUCAAGAGGCCGAGGAAAGAGGCGCCGAGGAGCCGGGGGGAAGAAGCUCCGUCCGGGGGAAAGGUAUAUCCCACCCCCGCAGAAGAGAAACCCCGGUAUAAGCUUCAACCAAGUUCAUUUUGACGAGACCUCUUACUAUUUUGAAGGGGGUCUGCGCAAAGUCCACCCCUACUACUUUGACUUCAAAACAUACUGCAAAGGCCGGUGGAUUGGUAAGAGCCUCCGUGAGGUGUUUGAGAGUGAGUUCAGAGCCGAGUCCAUCGAGUACUACCACGAGGCCUGCAAAGAGGGUCGUAUCCGGCUGAACGACACACCUGUGGAGGACCUGUCUAUGGUACUCAGGGUCAGUGUUUCCAUUAUAUGUCAAAUGUUUAUAGGGGAGAGUGGGGUAAGAUGAGCCAUUAUUCAUAUUUCGGAUCACUACAUCAAGGCAAUCAUAGUUUUGUCUCUAACUAGUAUAUCUGCAUAUAUUUCAAGAUGUUGUUCAUCCCUGCAGACUAACAGGAUGAGAGUAAAUAUAACUGUCUUAAUAUAGCAUGCCAAAAAAGUGGUCUCCUAUGGUCAACUUAUCCUGUGUAUGGGGUAAGUUGACCAUAGGAGCGGGGUAAGUUGAGCUGCAUCCCUACUACCCCCUCACUCUCCACCCCAGCCCUCCCUCUUUUCUCUCCCUAAAUAAAAGUCACUUCUUCACAUUCAUGUGUAUUUUUAUCUAUUAUACACUAUUCAAGUCGUAAAAUAAUACUUUUUAUUAUUGCAUAUAACUGCUAAAAAGCUGUUUUGUAAAAAGCCAUUUAACAUGAGAAUGUCUUUAAGUGAUUCAGAACAUUCACAGCUGUAUUUUUGAAAAGAAAAAGUAACACAUUUCAACAAUCUUAACUGAAACUCUGAUCCUCUCAUCAGACUCCUUUACUUUCUUAGUUGAGCCACUGGCCCAACCUACCCCGGCUAGGUUUUUGACCUCAUGUUGUAGCUCAAAGAUACCACAAUUGAUGUAUAAAACAAAUUUAAAAUGAUCAUUUUUGGUCUGAACACAAUUCUAAUAAAACUUAUGACAGACUAAAUUCACUUUCAAGAGUCAAAAUGUCUAACCCCUUCAUCUAUAUGUGCUUCUAACCUUCACAGACUCCAUGAAUUGAUGCCCAUCUCCUAAAUAUUUGGUCACAUGAUCAAUUUCUUUUACCAUUUCCAAGCAACAGGGGGUGGCUCAACUUACCCUUUGGCCAAAUCAUGACAAAAAAUGACUAAGUCCUCUUGAAAUGUUUCCUCACUAUCCACAGAAUAACGACCUCAUGAAGAACACUGUGCACCGUCACGAGCCCCCUGUUGUCGGUACAACUUUGAAAAUUCUGGUGGACAACGGCGAGGUGCUUGUGGUUGAUAAGCCCGCCUCCAUCCCUGUCCACCCCUGUGGUCGAUUCCGUCACAACACUGUGAUUUUUAUCCUCGGAAAAGAACUGGGUAUCACUGAGCUCCACACAGUCCACAGGCUGGACAGGCUGACAUCUGGGGUGCUGCUGUUUGCCAGGACACUGGAGGUGUCAAAGAAACUGGAUCAGUUAGUGAGGGACAGAAAGGUAUGUAAACCAUAAGCUGGAUAUCAACUCUAUAAUUCCCCUUGUGCUAUUCUUAAACGUAUAGUGUUGUAUUUAAAUGAUGUACCUCUGAUGUCCUUUAAUUUUGUUCUUUUAUCAGCUUGAAAAGGAGUAUGUGUGUCGAGUAGAGGGGGAGUUCCCGGAGGGUGAACUGGUCUGCGAGGAGCCCAUCCUGGUUGUUUCCUUUAAAGUCGGCCUCUGUCGCGUUGACCCUAAAGGUAAGGAGUGCAGAACUCUGUUCCAGAGGCUUAGCUAUAACGGGAAAACCAGCGUGGUGCGCUGUUCACCCCUGACUGGCCGAACACACCAGAUCAGGGUCCACCUUCAGUUCCUGGGCUUCCCGAUCCUCAAUGAUCCAAUUUACGGGUCCUCAGCUUGGGGUCCUCACAGGGGUAAGGGGGGACUGGUGGGGAAAAGUAAUGAAGAAUUGCUGCAGGCACUGGUGGAGGAACAUCGCUCCCAGGAGAGUCUACACCUUUUGGAUAUUACAGAUGGUGGAAUUGGGAUUGAACAAGAGGUGGGGAAAAAGAAGGUGCCGGAGAAUCUAGAUGGAACCUCUGAACCUGAGAAGAGCGGAGAAAGCCAGAAAAAACAGACUGACUGCAGUGAGACUGACUCUAACAUGACGCAGGGCUGCAAAGACCUAAGAAACGAAAACACCUCAUCUGAUUCUCCUCCAACAAAUUCAAAUGGGGAUCAGAAAGAAGCAACUGACUUGACUCAGAAAGUCCCUCCAGAAACCAGAGACCACCUGUGCAGUGAAUGCAGGCUAGUCCGCCCAGAUCCUACGGAGAAGGAGCUCGUCAUGUAUCUCCAUGCUCUACGCUACAAGGGACCGGAUUUUGAAUAUUCCACAUGUUUACCAGACUGGGCAAAAGAGGACUGGGUUGAAACUGAAUAAAGCCCAUUAAAGAAUUUCAUUUUCUGCCCUUUAAACAUUUAAAAGUAUCCUGUCAGAGGUUUUGAUGUUGCAAAGUGCACGAAUAAUGAAAAUAUUUUGGUUACUGCUUUAGAAAAGUGUGAAAAAGCCUGAUAUUUUGAUUUGAUAUAUAAUUUACUUUGAUGUUUUAAUUAAACGUCCUCAUUUUCAGCCUUUCAGAAUCUGUCUCCUGGUUCAGCAAUGAUUUGAAACAAAUAAAAAGCCAGUCUGCAGGAAAAUAAACCUUUUCUUUAAUUCCAGUUUUGUGAAAAAUUAACAUUGACAUCUAUGAAUAAGCGUGAUGGUGGUGACCUUUAAUAUAUUUUCUGGAUAGAAAGCCUAUGGUUGAUUUCAUUCAUCUCUAAGGCAAGUGAUUCUGCUGAUUCAUUCAAAGUGAAGGCUCAGUGAAGAACUGUGAUGUUACAGACAAGAAGUCAAAAGCAAACACUUCCUGUAAAGAGAGAGAUGGAAAACAAUGCUGCUCAUAGGCACAUUUACACAAGUCUGUCCUUGUCAGGUCUAAACCACCAUCACCUCUAACACUUCUGUUAUAUAUUUAGAAUAUCACACUACACACCGUACACAUACUCCAUGUUUCACUUUUGUCAAAGGACACAUCCUUGGCACACAAAACAACACACAGAUUCUGUUUCAGCAUGUGGAACAAGCAGUGAAAAGACAUUUGCCACAUGCUGUUCAUGUCAUAAAUACAGUAACUUGAAAGAGACACUAUCAGCUAAUAUGCUAGCUGUGGGACAGGGUUCACAUGAAGGCUUUUUGUUCCAUAGAUACUCUGUUAACAGUGCUGCAGCAAGGUCUAUGUACAAAUAAUAAGCUGUGUAGGCAGUGGCAAGUGAUGGUACAACUACUACUGUGAACUCUUCAAAAGAUUUCUUUCACUAAGGCAUACAGUGGAAAGGGUUCGAAGUGUGUAUGCACCUUAAUUUGUCAACAAUAGUGUGUAAGCCCACACUUAAUGUAAGGUAAGAGACUUUUUUUGUACAUUAAGUAAACAAUUUUGGCACUGAAGCUGAAAUAAACAGCAGAUCUUUUAAACUGACGGUAAAACACUAAAUGCUAACAAGCUAUGACAUUAUAAAGGACACAUUACUGGCUAAGUUUCUGGUUUAAACAUCAUGAUCACAACUCACAUACUGUAGAUACCAUUGUAACAGUGUGAAACCUACUGACUGUCGCUGAGUGUUAGUUUUUUUUUUUUUUGCUGCUAGGUGAAGUUUUUUUUGUGUGUUCCAGUUGUGUGGAUUUUAAUUAUCAGGGCGAAGUUGUUCAAAAGGUUCAAUUCCUUUUUACUCCAUAGAGGGUCAAGAUUUGUUCAAGAUUUUAAUAAAUGCCUGCGGAAGAUUCACAUGACCCCAGAGCAGACUUUGUAGGAUUUCCAAAUCCAGAUUACUUGUGCUUUAAUCUCGGAACCAAUCAGCAUCCUUAGUCUAUAGUAAGAGGCAGUAUGUGGGAACAGAUGCCAACUUUCAGUAAAAGCCAGUGUUGCCAGUGGGACUUCCUAUCUACAUUUUCAUUCUACAUCCACCACUGCAAUGCAAAAUAUAUAAUUCUCAGGUCUGUUACAUUCCCUCUGGGAAAAACUGGUCACCUGUUUCAACCCCUGGUAGGUGUCGGCUUAGAAGUAGACAUACUCACUGCGGUAAGACAGACACUUUGCUCUUGCUACUGUGGUAUGAACCCAAAAAAGGAACCAAUAUUUCUUGUGAUUUACCCAUAGUUUGUAGUUUUUAAGUUUGCCAAAUUGGAAUCAUGGUACAGAUUUUGAAACUGCAAGAAUACAGUUAUGUCAAGUCUGUCCUCUCAAACACACAGACACCAGAACACUUCCCACAUAAAGUCUAUUAAGUCUACAGAUCCAGGGUUCAGCUUCUGCAUUUUUCUGGAGAGAUCGCCCGCCCUUUGUUGUGACUUUAUAUUUCAUAGUUUGUCCAGAGGGGGGCACUAACAUCCACACAAAAUAAAAAGUUCCUUUAAAUUAAAUAUUUUGUUUAAUGUCACUGUUAUGAAGAAAUAAUUGAUUUUGUCACAACAUUCAUGUCUUGUUCGUUUACUGUUUCACUAUAAGUAUUUGGAGUAAAUUAUAUUUUAAAAAGUGUUUAAAACUUAAAACCCUGAUUGAAAUUCCUGUUUAUUUUUCAGAUUAAUCUGAAAUGUUCUCAAAAGAGCAACAUAAUUGGAGGUUUUAUCCUAAUGAAAAUGAGGAUUUGGAUGUUGUAUCCAUCUUAUCUAAAAGCCUGAUUUAAAAAAACGUAUAUCUGAUUUAGUCGUUAUUUUCUUAGGGAGGACUGAUUUCAAGAUGUAACCCUGUGUUGUUGCUUUUAUCCAACAAGAUUACUUUUGAACAACUGUGCCCUGAUAUCUGCUAAUGUUUGCGGCUCAUUGAAGUAAAGUACAGCAUGAAGAAAGGCCAAUGACUGGCACACAGGUUGCACUGUCUUUGCUUUAGCCCAGGCUGUGAAGGUGUAAAAAAAGAGUUCCAGGCACAAAGUAAACUCUGCAGUACUUGAUGAUUUUCACCAGCUCAAAGCAGUUUUAACUUUCUUCAUGUGUCUAAUUGGUGCAAAGUUAUGGCUAGGGAAAGACGGUGUCAUCUUUCAUGUUCUUUUUUCUAAAAAUAAACAAGUCAUGCUUUGAAUUGACCUUUGGCUGUGGAAACACUCAUGCUGUGACCUUUUUCAAUCAUUACAUACACUUUAAAAACCUCAGCAGCAACAUUAGACUCACAUGCUGUCAUGUGUUACAUUUGCACUUGGCUUAUAUUUCCUUUGAGUUAAAGUAACAUCGUAUGCUUAUAUAAGCUCAUUAAUUAUUUUUUUCAAAAAUACAAAUCGAUAGCAUUUAAUGCACAGUGUUUCAAAGACUCCCCCAAGAGUUUGUUCAGCAGGUAUCUUCCCGUCCAUCCCUCUUUAUCCAAACAUCUGGCAGGUCUGGCUUACUGUUGGGUAAAAUAACCACCUCUUCACUCUGGCUCAUACGCCCCUUAUUACAAGUCUCAUAAACUGUUUCUUUGAGGGAGAGACGGAGUGUGUCUCUUUUCCCAUUUAGAUGUCCAGGCCGUAACUGGACCUCCUCUUCUUCUUCAUUUUGCUGCAUGCUUGAAGGCCCUGGUUCGAUGUCACUCAGGCAUGUUUCAUUCGAGUCCUCAAGGCCCUCACAUGAGCUCUGAGACUGGGGGUCAUGGUGGUGAUGGAGGCUCUGCUCUGCUGUUGGUGCAUCUUUGUAGAGAGACGGUUGCUCGAAGGUCUCCAGGGUGUGGCUGAUGAUAGUUUCCUCAAUGCUAGAUGAUGAAGAGGAGGAGGUGUUGCCCCAGUGUUUCACACCCCCACACUGACUUCUGCAUGUUUUACACAGCAGCCUGUCCUUAGCUCCAUCUUCUGGUGCCUGACCUCCAGAGCAAAGGGUGCUCUCUUUGUACGGAGAUGAAGUCUGGAGGGCUGGAGGUGUUUGACAGAUUUUAUGCUGAUGGCUGCACAUCUCUUCACUGUCCCCAUCCAUGCUACUCCUGUCCACAUCUUUUCCACAAAACUCAAUCUCAUCAGAGAGCACCGAGGGUCUGUUGGACAGCUUGCUGGUGCAGGUGCUGUUCUCAAAGCUAUCACUUAGUCGGUACGCCAACGGCUGCAGCUCGUACUGCUCCGGUCCUCCGCCUCCUCCCGCUCCGGUUUGUUUCUGUCUCUGCUGACGUUGGUGGUUGGGGUACAGAUAGCCACCUGCUUCUUUGUCAUAACUCCUCCUCACUCUAGAUCUGCCAAAUGCCCCGUUAGCUGCCAAGGCUGACGAGGAACCUUGUUCUGCUGUGGAGCAAGAAGACAGGGCGCCAUCGUUGUGAUCGGAACAACAAGGCAGCAUGAUCUUCCCACAGUUUCUUUCAGGUCCAAAAAAGCAGCAGAGGGACUGGAAAAAGAAGGUCGCAAAUCCACACGCUACACAUUUCACCAAAAACAAGAAGAUGCCCAGUUUUCUGAAAAGCAAGGCUGUUGCGGGCAGCAUGAUAAUCCCCAUGGAGAAAAAUGCACCAGAAACUAUUGCUACAGGACAUCCCAUUCUUUUAGUGGCAUGAGCUACUUUCCCGAUUUUGUCUGAAUGAGGAGCUAAGCUGUAAGAUAUGCAGUAGUUAGCGACAAAGUCAACAGACAGCCCUGCUGCUGAGGAUAUGAACAGAGCUUCAAUUCCACUCAGCUGCCAUUCAAGUAAAACAAGGAGGCCAACGGUGACAAAAACACUGCCUCCAACAGCUACAGUCCCGUAUAUGCUUAGAGGAAUAUUCCAGGUGGUGAAAAGCAGCAAAACAAAUGUGAGCGCUACUGAAAAAGCAGCUACUACCAGAGUCUCUGAGCUCAAAGAUUGUUGUAGGUCAAAAAGAGACAGAUGGCUGAUGAACCAGCCGUUCUCCAGCCCUUGUGGUGCUCCUGAUAUUUCCUUGUUAAACCACGUGAGAAUUUCUCUGUAGAAAACACUAGUUCUGCUAAAGUUGAAGCUGUAGAGGUAUGUGGUUUUGAAUGCCAACAUAAGGGCAGCGACCCUGCCAUCUGGCUGAAAGAACAGGCCUCUGCUGUGAGCCAGAUGGCCCUCGGCAUACCUCUCCGCCAGCAUCAUACUGAGGCAGCUCUCAAAAACCCCGGGAGGGUAGGGGAAAGGGAUUUCAUUACAGCAAAAAUGGAGGGAGUCAUCACUCUCAGAGCAACGCCUGACAGAUACCCAGCGUAUGAGCUGCUCCACAAGACAGAUAUUAUCCGUCAGAACAUCUUCGUCUUCUGGUGAUGGAGGUGAAUAAAAGCUUUGGUUCUGAACCCGUCCACACAAGUCCCUCAACCACACCUGUGCUUCUGGCCGGCUCAUAUUAAAGUCUGGGUCAAGAACCAGAGAGCCAUUGCUCUUUGGGUUAAAAUGAUCGCCAUUAUCAAUCGGACUGACGCCCCAAAUGAGCAUAACUGUAACUGGUUUAUCCUCUCCAUUCUUUUGUCUCUCAAACAUAAACAUAUGACGAUACUCUGAGUCGUACCUCUCAAACGGGUGACUGGAGCGGAAAAGCUGGCUGACCCCGCUGUCCAAGGUGGUCAGUUUCAUACCUGGGUCAACACAGGUCAUGUAUGUGCCCCCAACAGCGAGCACAGCAAAGCAGCACACCCAGAUGUACCUAAACUUCACCACUCCACAAGGCAGGAUCUUCAUAAAUAAUAGAUUGGAAGUGUCACUGAGCCCUCUUUUUAACUCUCUCAGCUUCUGCACUAGAGUGAAGAGGCAUCUCUUGCGUGAACUCGUAUCCCAGAAUC